AUGUCCCUGCUGGAGCAGGAUCCAGCAAAGGAUACAAUCAGAGUUUGUCAGUAUGGAAGUCCGCAGAGGCUUCAGAUGCCAGGAUUCCUGGGUGCAGCAGGAAUUCGGAAAGUCCUCGAGAAAAGAGACAGGAUGGAGCUCCGUGUCCCACCUCUAGAUGAGAAAGCCGACGAGGGGGCAGAGAGAGGCAGUGGGCAAGUUCACAGGCCGGCUUCCACGGAGCAAGGGACAGCAGAGAUGUCACAGGUGGUGAGCCUGGCUUGUCCCCAGCAGUGUGGGACUUUGGGAAACAUCAUUGGUUCUGGCAUCUUCAUCUCACCCAAAGGUGUCCUGGAACACUCGGGCUCCGUGGGUUUGGCCCUCUUCGUCUGGGUCCUGGGUGGAGGCGUGACGGCUCUGGGCUCGCUCUGCUAUGCAGAGCUGGGCGUCGCCAUCCCCAAGUCUGGUGGGGACUACGCCUAUGUCACUGAGAUCUUCGGGGGCCUGGCUGGAUUCCUGCUGCUCUGGAGUGCUGUCCUCAUCAUGUACCACAAGAGCCUGGCUGUCAUCUCCAUGACCUUCUCCAACUAUGUGCUGCAGCCUGUCUUCCCCAACUGUAUACACCCAGCCACAGCCUCUCGAGUGCUCUCCAUGGCCUGCCUGAUGCUUCUGACAUGGGUGAACAGCUCCAGUGUACGCUGGGCUACGCGCAUCCAGGAUAUCUUCACUGGCGGGAAGCUGCUGGCACUGGCACUCAUCAUUGGUGUUGGCUUUGUCCAGAUCUUCCAAGGACACUUUGAAGAGCUGAGGCCCACCAAUGCCUUCACAUUCUGGAUGACACCGUCCGUGGGCCACCUUGCUCUGGCUUUCCUGCAAGGUUCUUUUGCCUUCAGUGGCUGGAACUUCCUCAACUAUGUCACGGAGGAGCUGGUUGACCCUCGCAAAAACCUACCUCGAGCCAUCUUCAUUUCCAUCCCGCUGGUUACCUUUGUGUACACAUUCACCAAUGUUGCCUAUUUCACCGCCAUGUCCCCCCAGGAGUUGCUGUCCUCCAACGCAGUGGCUGUGACCUUCGGCGAGAAGCUACUGGGCUACUUUUCGUGGGUCAUGCCUGUCUCUGUGGCACUGUCUACUUUUGGAGGGAUCAAUGGCUACCUGUUCACCUCAUCCAGGCUAUGCUUCUCUGGAGCCCGAGAGGGACACUUCCCCAGCUUGCUGGCCAUGAUCCACGUCAGACGCUGUACCCCAAUCCCUGCCCUCCUCGUCUGUUGCGGGGCCACAGCGGUCAUCAUGCUCGUGGGUGACACAUACACACUCAUCAACUAUGUGUCCUUCAUCAACUUCCUGUGCUACGGAAUGACCAUCCUGGGCCUGCUUGCCCUGCGCUGGAGGCGGCCGGCGCUCCACAGGCCCAUCAAGGUGAACCUCCUCAUUCCUGUUGCGUACUUGGUGUUCUGGGCAUUCCUACUGGUCUUCAGUUUCAUCUCGGAACCCAUGGUCUGUGGGGUCGGUGUCAUCAUCAUCCUCACUGGGGUUCCCAUCUUCUUCCUGGGAGUAUUCUGGAGAAGCAAACCAAAGUGUGUGCACAGACUCACAGAGUCCAUGACACGCUGGGGCCAGGAGCUGUGUUUCGUGGUUUACCCCCAGGGCUCCCUGGAGGAGGAGGAGGAAAAUGGCCCCAUGGGCCAGCCCUCCCCAUUGCCCAUCACGGACAAGCCCUUGAAGACACAAUGAGACCUUGUAGAGACUGAAACAGCUGAUUCUGU
Cricetulus griseus (Chinese hamster) is the source of this 1745-nucleotide messenger RNA. Lineage: Eukaryota; Metazoa; Chordata; Mammalia; Rodentia; Cricetidae. The record is from RefSeq and is a predicted model, not a curated record.